AUGACUCUUGGUGAGAAAGAUCCAAACAAGAUAAACAAAACCAUCUUGCUUGUGGGUGAAACAGGAGCAGGAAAAUCUACUCUGAUCAAUGCUUUGGUCAACUACGCCAUGGGAGUGAAGUGGGAGGACAGUGUCUGGUUUCAGAUCGUAGAGGACGAGAGGAAAAGUCAGUGUGAAAGUCAGACAUCAGAUGUGAUCGUGUACGAGAUCUUUGGUUUUGAAGAUAAAACUCUGCCCUACUCUCUGACCAUCAUUGACACUCCUGGAUAUGGGAGCACUACUGGGAUCGAGCAUGAUGCCAUCGUCUGUCAAAGAUUAUUUGACUUGUUCCGAUUAGACAAUGGCAUCCAUGAGAUCAAUGCAGUGGGUCUGGUGAUGAAAGCAACUGAUAAUCGACUGAGUGAUCGACUGAGGUACAUCUUUGAUUCAGUCAUGUCUCUGUUUGGAAAAAACAUGGAGAAGAAGAUUGUCAUCCUCAUCACACACUCAGAUGGUCUGACUCCUGAAAAUGUUCUGCAAGCUCUAAAAGAUGCAAAAAUCAAAUGUGCUAAAGAUGAAGAGAAUCAGCCUCUUCAUUUUAUGUUCAAUAAUCGCCAGAGCACAGAGAGAACAAGAAGAAAUAAGUUUGCUUUAAAGAGUGUGUGGGAUGUAACAAUGGAAGGAAUGAGUCAAUUCACUGAUUUCCUGAAAAACACUGAACCUCAAAACCCGGAGAAAACCAUCGAAGUGUUGAGGGCACAAAUCAGACUGACAGCCUGCAUCCAAAACCUGCAGGAAAGGAUCGUGCUGACUGAACUAAAACAGAGAGAAAUCCAUCAGACUCAGGAAGCUCUGAAGAACAAGGAGUUCACUGUGGAAGUUGAUGAGCCUUACAAAGAAAAAGAACCUAUCCAUUGUGGGAUGUGGGGGUUGUUCUUUCAAGGAGCUGUCUGCUGUAAAAAGUGUGAGGAGAACUGUCACUAUCCUGGAUGCACAAUGGCCUGGAAACCAGGACACUGUGAGGUCAUAAAAGGUGGCCGCUGCACUUCAUGUACCGGGAAGUGUCCUGUAUCAGAUCAUGUGAAAGAAAACUGGAUUUAUGUGACCAAGACAAAGAGAGUUAAAAAGACUCUACAUGUGAAUGAGACAGGCAGUGAGGAGAAGUCAAGUCUUUUGGAAGAUCUAAAAAAGAAAAUGGAAGAACUUCAGAGAGAAACAGAUCAGUUCCUGGAAGAGUCCUUCAAUCAUAUCAUCAAACUGGAGCAGAAUGCCCUGAAAGUGAAUGCAGUGUCCACUCAUGUCGACUUGGACCUCCUGAUUGAGAAGAUGAAGGAGAAAGGAGACACAGAGAAGGUCCAGAAACUGGAAGAGAUUAAAAGACGAAUGGAUGAAGAUGAAGGAACCAGAUCAGUGAGGCGCUACAUGUCUACAGCAGGUAAAGUAUUGACAGAAGUGAUGAAGUAG
Molecule: messenger RNA, 1443 nt
Organism: Epinephelus moara (kelp grouper)
Lineage: Eukaryota; Metazoa; Chordata; Actinopteri; Perciformes; Serranidae
Exons: 1
Coding region: 1-1443 (480 amino acids)
Molecular function (GO): GTP binding
Source: RefSeq, a predicted model, not a curated record